AUGCCAUCAGAACCCCCCGGUUCAUUCUCAGAAAUUCCACCCAAAGCUACUGGCCCUUGGAAGUCUUCGUUAUUGAUUGAUCAUGGAUUGAAUGCGUCGGGGGUGAUCCCCGCAGGCUCAGAGGAUCUCGAGAGCAGUGCAAUCUCCCCAAUUAUUAUCUCGCCUAAGGGUGAUUUGAUUCUUGAGUAUGUCGAUCCAUCUUCAAGAAAGGGCAGUGCAUUCUGGCAAGUCUCACUUGAUAUGCUCGUUCGGAAGUGCAGUUACUUCAGAGCUUUGCUAGAUUUGAAUAAGUUCUCCGAAGGAGCGAACCUUGCACAGCAACUGAAAGCUAUCGAAGCCAGUACUCGGUCAAAACCAGUACUCAUCCUCAGGGAUAGCCCAGGUCAAGUUAUUUUGCCCGUGAUAGGAAUCACUGCAAAUUCUACGACUAGUCUUUACGGUGCAGAUGUCCUUGGCCUUUUCUUGAAGAUUAUCUGCCUGGAGUCGAUGGAUGAAUCGGUCAGAAAUAUUUUCAUUAAUGCGUUGAAACUUGAACCGCCGUCAGUUGUUGCAGGGCUUGUUCAAGUCGCUGAUUCGUUCAAUGCUCCAGAUGUUCUGGAAUCGGUCCUUCGUUCGGUUGGUUACCAAUACGGCAAAAAAGGAAGAUCCUCGCUCUGUUCCUUUAGCACUGCACUCUUGAAGAUAAAUGAAGAUCGUCUGCGACAAAUCGCCUUGAUCUCCAAGGUUCUGAAAGACUACGAUGUCACCCGAGUCAUGACCCAUACACUCAUCCUGCUUGGCUCUAAAUACUGGCAUAACGGACCACAUCUUCCAAAGCAUGAUUUUCUUCUAUGGCAGUAUCUACCUGAUCAAAUCGAAGAGGAGUUGUAUUACCGCCGGCGGUGUAUCAUGGCGACAAUCGCAGAUUUACAGUCACAUUUCCUCCGUGCCUAUGGCGUAUUAGAGGAUGUCCACCCCCAACCCUCUGUACCGGCUCAAAGAUCAAUGGCUAUGGCGUUUGCUACACCCCACAAACGUCAUUUUCAAUGUAGAGCAGGACUUUCAAACGGAAGCGAAUGCGAUAUAUUCCAAGUCGGUCAGCUCAUACGUUUCUUCGUCAUGCGCAGCAAAACCGUCUUCCUUGGGUCUAAUCUGAUUGAUCCUGAGUUCACUAUUGAUCCCGGAAGUCAAGGUGAAGACGGACAAAAAAAUAAAUCAGACCUCUUUGAUUUAUCGGACAUCAUUACCAUACUUACAACUCUAAAAGAGUUCCCUGACUACCAGGUCGAUGCCAAUCAUGGAAGCUGUGGCAUCAAACGCCGAAUUAUCCCCAUCAUUCCUUGCAUUGAGAAUUUCCUCCUGAACCCCAAAAGUCUCAUCGGGCUCGACUAUGGCAGAUGGUUCGAUGAAAACACUCGGCGAGCAACCGAAUGGAAAACCACGCCAAAAGCCUACUGCGUUGAUAUUCGGCAGUCUAUAUUAUAUGCCGUUCAUGAAUCGGGAAAGGGGCCUCACCGUAUUCUCCCUCCUGCGAGCAGGGAUGCCAGACUUUUGUUUACCGCGCAUAAACGUAAUUGGGAGGCAUAA
Molecule: messenger RNA, 1566 nt
Organism: Penicillium longicatenatum
Lineage: Eukaryota; Fungi; Ascomycota; Eurotiomycetes; Eurotiales; Aspergillaceae
Exons: 2
Coding region: 1-1566 (521 amino acids)
Source: RefSeq, a predicted model, not a curated record